GGACUAACUUAAUCAGUAAGCUAAUCUCAAACUCUUCUUCUCUUACUACUGUAUCCAUGUUUUUUUGUACAUAUUAGAUUUGCAGCAUGUUAAAUAUAGCUCCAUAAGAUGUGAUUACACAUUUAUGAAAUUUGAUAUCUUUUAUUCCCUACACUUCAAAGGAACAGAAAUAUUUUGCGUUGCCAGUUCGACCUCUGGUACCUGUCAUGUGUGGAGUAUAUGCAUUCUUGUAGCACCACUUGUUUGACGAUGGCAAUUUUUCAUUCAUUUGCUAUCAGUACUCAUUUAACAGUAUAAUUCCUGCAGGAUAGCAGAAAUAAGAUCUAAAUUGUUGUUUUGAGGAGAUUUUCCAUUCAUCCCAGCAUAUAUACACAGACCUUAAAGAGCGUAGUCAUUAGCUCAUUACUAAAGACUACAGAAGGUGCGAAAAGCUUCAUACAAAAAUAAAAAUUUCGUGUAUCAUGCAAUCGAAAGCCACAGGAUCCUCAAGGAAACAAUUUCUGUAACUGAACAUUUGCUUAUGUUGGUUAUGUAAUGACUGAAUAACAUGAUGAUAUGUUGAUGUGUGAUUCUAUAUUGCCACAUCUGACUACAGUGACAAAUUUGGGUCAUUAUUUGUGUAUAUUCUUUAUAUUGUAAAACAUCUGUGAGCUUUACAUUAUGAAAUGCAUUACUUUUUUCCUGAACCUCUGGGCUGAGAGAUCAGAAUCAACAUGGAAAACUAUUCCUUGACAUUUUGUCUCCCACUGUCAGAGACAGAACUUGAUAGAGUAGUUCUGACUUUUGUCAGAGCAAGUGAAUGAGUGUUCCAAUAAAAUGUACCACUGAAGGAAAUUGAAGUUUCAAGAGACUAUCAAACAUGUAGGCUAUCACGACUGGUGUUUACUCCAGUUAAAGCUUCCAGGCAGUGCUGUUUUACCUCUGAAGAUAUCUCCCACAGUCAGUAAUGAAAUGUCAGGGUAUAGUUUUAUAUAUCAACCAGCAUGUAUCAGCCCAGAAGUUUUAACUGAUAUAUACACUGGCCUUGGAAACUUACAUUGUGUGGAGUUCUUUUGAUGAUUCAGUUUCCUCCACUGUGGCACAUUUUAUUAGACUGUUCCUACAGUUGCUGUGCAAAAGUGUUAUAUACUUUUGUAUGUUGUGAUUGACCUUAAAUGGACAUUUUAUUUGAAUUUAUUUAAUGUUGAGUGCCUUGGACCCAUGAAUCAUUGAUACCAAGUCAAUAUGCAUUGGUUUUCUUGAUUCCAUACAGCCCUCAUAAUGCAUGCAAAACAGGACGUCCCAAUUUUUUUGUAAUACUGACACAAUAGAUUUGAGAGAGAUAGAAUGUUGAAAACAUAUAGUGAUGAAUCCCACUUGCUAACACACUGUUAUUCAGACAGGUGGCAGAGGAGUUCUCUUGUGGGGUACGUUUAUGUGGGAUUAAGUUGGACUCCUGGUUUAUCUACUAUCGUGCUUCAACUACAGACAAACAACAGAGGAUCUUAUUAUUAGAUUGUGUGCAUCCAUUUGUUCACCUACAGUUGCAUGGAGUCAACCUAUACCACCAACAAGCCUUUUUUUGUGCUAUACAUGACUCAGUCUCAUCAUUAUGCAUGUAAUGCCGAUGUACUGUAUUCAGAAACAAUAUCAAUUGUCAACCUUUUAAAUUCAAGCACAGAGUCUUGAAGAAUGUGCUUGCUCAUAAUCGAGGAAACAUUGCCCAUUUCCGGCUAGUGAACUCUUGUUGGCUGGCGAUGUGUUAAAUCGCACAAUAACCAGCGCAGUACCACACCACAAUAACAUACAUAAAAUGGGCUCACCUACUGGAUGUGUGGAGAGGGAGAGUGGCCUUUCAAUGACAGGAUUGCAGGUUCCCGAGGAUUAUGUGUCAAAGGAAGUAUUUGAUGCAGUCAAUGUGUACAUUAUUCCUAAGCCUCAGCUGCAAAGAAGCAUCCUGACCAUAGAUGCAGUAUUCCCAGUUGUGGAGCCAAUAACCUUCACGAUCCCCUGGUACAUCUCUGGUGUUUCCAGAGACCACUUGCAAAAAUUCAGCCUGCUGUUAUUGGCACAGCGAGUUAUCUGUUGGGUCUUGUUCCUGACUGCUCUGAGAGCACCCCGAGUGUUGGUGCUUGGGUUACUUUUCAAUACAUUUGGAUAUAAAAUAACGGGAUUUCCAGUGAGAAUAGAUGAUGCAAAAUAUGCAAGAAAUGCAUACUACUUUAAUCUCUGUUUUGUGUGUGAUGCAUGGGCUCGCACUGUGCAGUAUGAACCUGUUGUGAAGAAGCUUUCUGAAUAUUUGUUGACAAUGGAAGAAGAAGGAUGUUUCCUAUCACAAGUUAGUUCAGAAACUACAAAGCAUCAUCAGCUUUUUAGUAUACUUAAACAGAUUCUCAACAAUUUAAAUGCAACAGGGAUGUCUACUGUGAGAGAGGGAGAAAUGACGAUGUUCCUCAAGGUUGUCAGAGCUGCUACUGAUCCUCCGCCAGUUAUGGAUCAUCAUGUACCAAUUUUUACAACAGAGAAAGGUGUUUUUCAAGAGGAACAGUGGGAUUUGACAACUCAGCAGCUGCUGCCUCAUGUUGAUGGCUUCAAGCAUAUUGCACAAAUAGCUGUUGAUGCAGAUGUUGAGAACAGUCUUGUUAAAGCCUGCAUACAAAACCUCCUAUAUUACAAAGCUGUAAGCCUGCUGCCCAUAUUCUUGUACAGUAAUGUUUAUACACCAACACCGAAGGUGCGCUUGUUGGCAACAGACGCAGCAUUGCAAGAGGAGUGCAUUAAAUAUGUUUCUGUAUCAGGUCAACAAUUACCAUCUGUGCAAGAGAUCUUUGUAAUGUAUUGCAGUAUGACUCAUGGUACAACUUUGCAGGAUCUUUGCUCACGAUAUAACCCACAGGAGCAUAACAUUGAUGAAAGAAAGCUUGUACAGUUUGGACUCCUUCAUAAACUGAUUAGGAGGAUAUGUAAAUAUCCAGUCUACAUAAAAUCAACAAAUCAUUGUCAGCCAGUCACUUCACUGCAGCAUAGUUUCACUGGCCUGUUGUCGUAUGAUGAAGUAUGCUGUACAAGAGGGUACAGUCCGAAAACUUUAGAAGAGAAAGUAGAGUCAGAUCCAUCGGUAGUUGUGAUAUGGAAAUAGUGCUGUGAUUUAAGAGUUCUCAUUUUUUUGCACAUUAAAUGGAGGAAAUAAUAUUUAUAAUGAUCUGCCUGAAGACUAUCAUACAUGUAAAUACACUUUUGCACUUCAUACGAAAGAAGUUGCUUAAAAAUCACUACAGUACAAUUUUUAAUGCCAAAAUUAAUUCAGUAUUGUAGUAUUUCCAAAUGAUCUAGAGUUUAUGAAAAUGUUAUGUAAGAUUAUACCAUAUUUGUGUUUCGCAAUGAACAAUCUAUGUUUUGUGAUAAGACUGUAUAAAAUAAGAAGACUGCAUAUUGUAUGUCUACGUGAUUGUAAGGCUGACAAGUAGUUAUUUUGUUGUAGAUUCAUUGUAUUAGCAAAACUGUCUCAGUAAUUGUUUAAUACAUAAAAGCACAACGAACUGCUUUAGAAUGAGUCAUCGAAAGAGUCCAAGUAAUUAAGCUGUAAUUUUGUCAUAUUUAUUUUACCAUGAUGAGAUUCUUCUUCAUAAGCACUCAAGGCACUCGAUUUAAUUUCUGUUGUCAUCCUUGUAUGUGUAACUUAUGAAAUUCAUCAUGUUGUUUUUUUGUUUUUGUUUUCUUUCUUUUUUUUUCUAUGAGAUAUGAUAUUUUGUCAUUUUGUAUACAUAACGAGAAUAGAUCACUACUUACGAAAUGGAGGAACAUUGUGAGACAACAGUCUCUCCCUCCCUCCC
Molecule: messenger RNA, 3812 nt
Organism: Schistocerca nitens (vagrant locust)
Lineage: Eukaryota; Metazoa; Arthropoda; Insecta; Orthoptera; Acrididae
Gene: Nprl2
Product: GATOR complex protein NPRL2
Exons: 11
Coding region: 1793-3118 (441 amino acids)
Biological process (GO): negative regulation of TORC1 signaling; cellular response to amino acid starvation; positive regulation of autophagy
Cellular component (GO): GATOR1 complex; vacuolar membrane
Molecular function (GO): GTPase activator activity
Source: RefSeq, a predicted model, not a curated record